GACGUGAGCGCUGACCAAUCAAAUCACUCUUCUCAGUCAGCGUGCGCCGUCUUCCCGCAUGAGUCCGCCCACAUCAGAAAAUCUUCAUGUGAGCUUCCCUGAUGCUGCCAAUGCUCGCGGACUAUUCUGUAUAUAGAAGCAUGAGAAGUCAUUUACACAGACAUGGAUAAAUAUGAGAGGUUGAAGAAAAUUGGGGAGGGAUCCUUUGGGAAAGCCAUCCUGGUCAAGUCAAGGACAGACAGCCGACAAUAUGUUAUCAAGGAGAUUGGCAUCUCCAGGAUGUCGAACAAAGAAAGGCAAGAAUCACGCAAAGAGGUGGCAGUUCUGGCUAACAUGAGCCAUCCAAACAUCGUCCAGUACAAGGAGUCCUUUGAAGAGAGUGGUUGUUUGUACAUAGUAAUGGCCUACUGUGAGGGAGGAGACCUGUUUAAGAAGAUCAAUAAUCAGAGAGGGACUCUAUUCACUGAGGAACAAAUUCUUGACUGGUUUGUGCAGAUCUGCCUGGCUCUGAAACACGUACAUGACCGCAAAAUCCUACACAGGGACAUCAAAUCACAGAAUAUUUUUCUGACCAAAGAUGGUACCAUACAGCUGGGUGACUUUGGAAUCGCUAGAGUCUUGAACAGCACCGUGGAGUUGGCGAGGACAUGUAUUGGCACACCUUACUACCUGUCACCAGAGAUAUGUGAAAAUAAACCAUACAACAACAAGAGUGAUAUCUGGGCCCUGGGAUGUGUCCUGUAUGAAAUGUGCACGCUUAAGCAUGCAUUUGAGGCUGGAAACAUGAAGAACCUGGUGUUGAAAAUCAUCCGUGGUUCAUACCCGCCUGUUUCCGUGCAUUACUCCCAAGACCUGCGCUCUCUCUUGGCCCAGCUGUUCAAGCGCAACCCCCGGGAGAGACCCUCCGUCUCAGUCAUUUUGGACAAGCCUUUUCUUGCUCGCAGGAUUCACAAGUUUCUCAGCCCUCAGAUUUUUGCUCAGGAAUUCAGCCACUCACUUCACCUUAAUCAGCCUAAAAUGGGUGUGGCCCAGGGAGCACCAGCCAAACGCCCUGCCCCAGGCCCCAUCCCCAUCUCCCCAGCUCAGAAAAUCACAAAGCCAGCAGCUAAAUAUGGAGUGCCUUUAACAGUCCGAAGACCAUCUGAUGCCAUCAGAAAGGUCCCGGAUGCGGCAAAGAAACCAGUCAAACUCAAGCAGGCUCCCCCUCCUGCAGCAGCUCAGAGGAGAGUGAGUCGAGUGGAGGAGGAGAGGAGGAAGCAUGAGGAAGGACUGAGGAAGAAACGGAUGGAGAUGAUGGAGAGGGAAAGGAAGCAAAGAGAACAGAUGUUGUUACUGAAGGCUGCUCAGAUGAAGAGAUUUGAGAGGGAAAAGCUGAACCGAAUCAACCGGGCUCGGGAGCAGGGCUGGAGACAUGUGCUCAGUUCCAGUGGAGGCAGCAGUCCUGAGCGAAAGUUUUAUGGGAGUGGUGGCGGCGGCAUUGGAGCACCACAUUCCCCUGCAAUAGGCCCCUCCCCUGUGCCUGGCCCCACCCACGCCACACCUUAUCUCCCUGGCCCCACCCCUAUUGCUGCUCCUGUUCCUGCUUUAGCUCCAAGCAGAGCUCCAUAUGACCACGUCCACCCAGCAGCUGAAAAACCAGCCAAACCUACACCUAAAGUUGGUGCUGGAGAAGCAGCCAAGUCUUCAGGGAACAAUGGCAGCACCUCUGCUGACUCUGGGACGCUGAAUGGUCAUGCCUGCAUCCCUAUUAAGGAUGUUGUCAGGAAAGAACCACGUAAAGCAAGUCUCCAAAACGAGCAGAUUUCAAAAAACGACUAUGCCAAUAGGUUUCGAGGUCAGCUGGUGGCAGAGAGGACUAAACAGGUGGAAGAGUUUCUACAGCGGAAAAGAGAAGCCAUGCUGAAUAAAGUCCGUGCGGAAGGACAGCUGGGGGCCCGGCAAAACCUGGCCGCCAUCUUUGCAAGCUGGACAAACUCCUCCCGAUGCAGGAGACCCCAAGUCAACAAAGAGGAGGAGGAGUACUUGACGAGAUUACGACAGAUCAGACUACAGAACUUUAAUGAACGCCAGCAGAUCAAAGCUCGCCUCAGAGGAGAGAAGUAUGACAGUGACUGCUCAGACAGUCAGGAGCCAUGUGAAGAGGCAGUACUCAGAAGGAAGAAGAUCGAGGCCUUGAAGGCCCAGUCAAAGGCUCGUGCUGCUAUACUUAAAGAACAGCUGGAAAAGAAGAGAAGAGAAGCCUAUGAGAGAGAGAAGAAAGCAUGGGAGGAUCAUCAGCUUGUUGCACGAGGAGUGAAGGUUGCUGUUGGAGCUGUGGGUGGAGCUCCACCUCCUGCAGCACCUGCCACUCAGCCAUCUGACUCCACCUCUCAGGAAGAUGCUUCCAAAGCCACACCCUCCUUUAGACCCACCACUCCAGCCAUCUCCAUGACUGCUGCUCUGAAGGAUGUGGGCGCGAUUUCAUUAGGGCAGAGUUCUCCUAUGAAAGAGGUCUCCCUUAAGGCAGAAACAUCUGGUGUACAGAGUGACAAGAAGGAGAUUCUUCGCCAGCUUAAUCAAAAGGUGCAAUCCACUGAGGAAGAUGCUGUGAAAGAUCCCACACCUUGCAGCAGUGCAUCAUGCCCAACUCCUCAACAGAUCCAACCUUCCAUCACUGAGGAAAGGCCACCUACAGCUGGUGAUAGGAGGAAAUGGGAAGCUGUAGCUCCACCCAUAUUGUCUGUAGCUGAACAAACUCUGGAGGAGACCAGUGCAACUUUGACAGUGUCUCAUUUGGCAUCUCCAGAGAUGAAUGCUCCCUCUGGUGGAGACAGGAAGAAGUGGCAAACUGAUGGUACCCCUCUUCUGUCUGUGGCUCAGCAGACUCUGGAAGAAACCAGCUUUACAACAGCAAGUCAGCUAACAGAAAAAACAGCAGGUGAAGUCAUUUGCAUGGAUGCUUGGCAGGGGGAGGGGCUAAGGAAGGCUUGGGGGCAGAGUCCAGACUCGGAGGUUCUGAAGGUGUUGGAAGAGGCAGAGCUCCAGUCCUUUACCCAGAAACUAGAUCCUGCCAGCACCAGUGACCACACACUGACUGAAAGCCUUAAUCUCAUUGAAGAGUCUUUAGAUGUCACUGAUGAAACCAAACAAGUGCCUCUUCCUCAGCCACGCCAGCUUGCCAUUGGCCUUGCCAAACAAGAAGUGACAUGUCAGGAGAUCACUGCAGAGGUUAAAAGUCUGGAAAUAAUCCCACCAACACCAGAGGAGAUAAAAAAAAUUCAGUCUGGAGAAAGUGAGACAGAGGUGGUAGAUGAUAUGGAGUCAGUAGUUCUGGAUGAAUCCUCUCAGCAACCCUCAAAGCCCCCCCCAGCAGAUGUAAUCCAAGCAUGGAUAAAUGACACUCCAGUGUCUCUGCCAGCAGAGGGCAGAGUAUUACAAGCAGAUUGCACAGAGAUAACGUGCAGAGAAGAGAAACAGACUGAACCUGCAGUUGAUGAGUCUCUGUUUGUGAAGCUAAGCAGUAGUCCAGCUCACAGACGUACAGUAGCUUUGGCCAUCCUGUCUGCUCAGUCCUCAUUGGAAGACUCUUCCUCUGUCACCUCGCGUUCCCGCUCUGUCUCUCCACUGCGCUCCCACCGGCGUGAUGACACACUUCUCAUUGGCCUGUCCACUGGCCUCUUUGACGCAAACAACCCAAAGAUGCUGAGGACGUGCUCCUUACCAGACCUCAGUAAAGUGUUCAGUGAUGCUGCAGAACCUGAAGGUGCAGUUGCUCCUGACAGCAACCUGGAGAUUGAAGAUCUGGAGGAUAAAGCAGAUGAGCAGUCUGAAUCUGAGGAUGUGUAUGAGGAUGAUGAUCUGAGGGAGCUCAGAGCAUCUAUGGAGAGGCUUCUCCAGGAGGAGCGCAGUGAUGAUGAUGAUGAUGAAGAGGAGGAGGAUGGUGGAUCCAACAGCAGCCCGGCUGAUGACGAGGCAGCUGGUCUUAUUGGGUUGGCUAGGGCUGGUGAUGACAAACGCAGUUCAGAGGGGGAGUGUUUUAAUGGAAUGGCUGAGCAAGAUGAUGAUGUUAGCCACGGUGAAGAAGAACCAGGAGGGCCAGUUACUAACGGAAUGGAGGUUGAGGAAGAUGAAGAGCAGAACAGCAGUGAAGGCAAGCUUAAUGAGGAGUGGCAGAAUGACAGUGAGGAAGAGGACGAUGAAGACCUAGAGCAACAGGACAGUAUUUUCAGUCGUCUGGAGGAGCUGCGGUUCCAUCUAGAGCAGGCCAUGGGCUUUGAGAACUUCAUACAAGCCUACAACAAGAUCAAGGCUAUUCAUGAGGAUGAAGAUGAGAACAUUGCUAUGGGCUCCAGCAUGGUGCAAAGCAUUUUAGGAACUGAGCACCAGCACUUGUAUCCUAAAAUCCUCCAUUUGGUGAUGGCAGAUGGAGCUUACCAGGAAGAUAAUGAUGAAUAGAAGUUUAUUCAUCCGUGCCGCCGUGGCAGCCUUGGACAAUCUGCUGGCAGGCUGAAGUAUUCCCAUGAUGCACUCUGACAGGCUGAGGAGGU
Messenger RNA from Cyprinus carpio (common carp), 4526 nucleotides. Its product is annotated as serine/threonine-protein kinase Nek1-like. NCBI's taxonomy places the organism in Eukaryota, Metazoa, Chordata, Actinopteri, Cypriniformes, Cyprinidae. Gene Ontology annotation, molecular function: protein kinase activity; ATP binding. Gene Ontology annotation, biological process: protein phosphorylation. The record is from RefSeq and is a predicted model, not a curated record.